AGGUAGAGUCUGUUUGUUCCCAGGUGAGCGGCGUGAGAGGAAGCAGAUAACUCUCCGAAAAGCGGAGUGUCAGAAAACUGUGAAGAAUGACUUUAAAAUUACAGUAACAUGGGGAAUAAAGGAGGCAGAAAGGCACACACAGGACUAUGCUGUGCCAACCUCAAGGACAACAAAGUCUUGAUGAAGAUGGGGUUGGGGCUGGUGCUUGUGGGCCAUAUCAACUUUCUUCUUGGGGCGCUGGUGCACGGCACUGUGCUCAGACACAGCGUGUUCCCUCAGUCCAGCAAUAAGGUGUACACCAUCUCCAAUAUCAUCGCUAUCUUGGCAGGUCUUUUGGGGGUAAUUGGUGGAAUAACAGCUAUAGUCCUAUCCAGAAACAAGAAAAACAGGAUCCUGAUGUGGGUCCUGUUGGUCUUCAGCUUCCUGGCAGGUUUGCUAGCACUUGCUUCCACCAUGGCCGUGUUAAGUUCUGUGAUUAAAGCCAUUAUGUCUGAGGGACAUAGCCUGCUAACACACUGCACCGACAUUCAUAAAAUCACAGAUGAAUGCCCCUUUGACCCUACCCGUAUCUAUGGGACCACCAUCAUUCUGUGGGUGCCUCUCAUCUUUAUGUCCAUUGUGGAAACCGUGUUCUCCUUCCACUGCUUUGCUGCCUGCACUUCAUUCAUCCGCCUCUGUCCAUGCAGAAAGAAGCCAGUGGUGAAGAACCGGAGACGUGUUGAAACGCCACGGUCUACAGCACGAGAUACAGAGGCCGAUACUGAAGCAGGACCCACGGAGCGGGAUGACCUGCUGGACAGCAGCACUGCUGAGGUGCAGAGCGCAUGGCUGUGAAGCAGCUCAAUCUAACAGAAUAGGUUACAGACUGCUGCGCUGAGCUGGAUUAAACGGGAUUCCUUGUGCAGCAUGGGUUUGUUACAUAUUAACUGUCAAGACAUUUGUUGGACUCAAGCCAGCAAAAGCUUUAUUUUAUCAAAAUGAGGAGUAUCAGACAAUACUGUUACUGAUUUGUUUUUUUUUUUGUUUUGUAUGUAUUGAUGUCUUGAAUAUAGAGCUGCCACCUGUAUGUUAAAAUCAAAAAUGAUUUCCUUUGAAAUGUUUUGUACUUUUAGUUCAAAGAA
This is a messenger RNA of Archocentrus centrarchus (flier cichlid), 1121 nucleotides long. RefSeq names its product transmembrane protein 54a (gene tmem54a). The record is from RefSeq and is a predicted model, not a curated record. Bases 109 to 834 code for a protein of 241 amino acids. NCBI's taxonomy places the organism in Eukaryota, Metazoa, Chordata, Actinopteri, Cichliformes, Cichlidae. The transcript has 6 exons.